Pleurotus ostreatus (oyster mushroom) is the source of this 1188-nucleotide messenger RNA. RefSeq lists its product as uncharacterized. The coding region runs from base 1 to 1188 and encodes 395 amino acids. Gene Ontology annotation, cellular component: plasma membrane. Gene Ontology annotation, biological process: sodium ion export across plasma membrane; regulation of membrane potential; proton export across plasma membrane. Lineage: Eukaryota; Fungi; Basidiomycota; Agaricomycetes; Agaricales; Pleurotaceae. The transcript has 9 exons. Gene Ontology annotation, molecular function: sodium:proton antiporter activity. The record is from RefSeq and is a predicted model, not a curated record.
AUGUCUUGGGACCUCGACUUAUUAGAUGCUCGUCGAUUUUUGCUGCUUACUGUAUCAGCGCCCGGUUUGGCGUAUAUUUGCCUUGGAGGAUUUAUUGUCUUGUUCUCUGUGAUAUCGCUCCUGCUGAAGGAAAAGCUCUACAUCAACGAAGUGGUACUUGGGACGGCGUUUGGAAUACUCAUGGGGCCCCUUGUAGCGAACAUAUUCGACCCUCGCUCCUGGGGAACCGCUUCGAACACGAUCACCCUGGAAGUAACGAGAGUGGUCUUGGCCAUCGGGCUGUUCGCUAUUGGCAUCGAACUACCCAAGUCCUACUUGGCCAAACACGUUAUCGGACUCUCGGUCUUGGUCGUCCCUACUAUGGCAUUUGGAUGGCUUGCCGUUGCAGGCAUAAUGAAUGUUAUAUUCCCGCACCUUGACUUCAUUUCUUGUCUCGUCAUAGCGGCAUGCCUUACUCCCACAGAUCCUGUCAUUUGUGCGUCAAUCGUCGGAGGGAAAUAUGCUAUGGAGCACGUCCCCAAAGAGCUUCGGCAUAUAUUGGCCGCGGAAUCUGCAGCAAAUGACGGGCUGGCCUACCCUUUCCUCAGCAUCUCUAUAUACCUCACCGUUGAAGUUUCUCGCGGAGUUGCAUUCGGAAAGUGGUUUGCAGUGGGCUGGCUAUACCAAGUCAUCUUGGGUACGGUGAUAGGGGCUACCAUGGGGUUGGGUUUCUCCCGCCUCAUACAAUACACACACAAGAAGGGCUACGUUGACAGGCAGUCGUAUGUGGCGCAGUAUCUGGCCUUCGCGAUAUUCACAAUUGGGGUCGUCCGCACCAUUGGGAGCGACGACCUCCUUGCUGCCUUUGCUGCUGGGAGCGCCAUGUCAUGGGACGGUCAUUUCCACAAACAAGUCAAAGACGAUGUAUUUUCUUCUGUGUUCGACUUUGUUCUCAACUGCGCUUGCUUCAUCUACAUCGGCGCUUGGAUCCCCUUUCAUGCAUUCAAUUCUGCCCAUUUGUUCGUCUCGCCUUGGCAACUCGUCGUGCUAGUGAUCGUCAUUUUAUGUCUGCGAAGGAUCCCCUUCGUCCUUCUUCUUCAUUUCUGGGUCCCGGAAAUCGAGACUUGGCAGGAAGCCUUGUUCUGUGGGCAUUUCGAUGGGGGUAGGGGCGAUCUUCAUAUCAACUUUGGCCCUGACCCGGCUCCCUGA